Molecule: messenger RNA, 1282 nt
Organism: Rattus rattus (black rat)
Lineage: Eukaryota; Metazoa; Chordata; Mammalia; Rodentia; Muridae
Gene: Mob1a
Product: MOB kinase activator 1A
Exons: 6
Coding region: 224-874 (216 amino acids)
Biological process (GO): hippo signaling; positive regulation of protein phosphorylation
Cellular component (GO): cytoplasm; nucleus
Molecular function (GO): protein kinase activator activity
Source: RefSeq, a predicted model, not a curated record
GCGAGAUCCUGUUGGUUCCGCAUUUCUGCUCAUCGAGCUGUUGGGAGGUAGCACGGAGGACUCCGCAGUCUGUGCUGGUUCGGGGCGGCUGGAACCCAGUACGAAACCCAAGCGGUGAAGCUUCGGCAGCCCUGUUGAGCCGCGGACCGUCCUCUGCUUCCCGGUGCCCGCGGCGGCGCCGAGUCUGACGGGGCGGGGGCCACGGCCCCUCGGGCUAGCAAGGAUGAGCUUCCUCUUCAGCAGCCGCUCUUCGAAAACAUUCAAACCAAAGAAGAAUAUUCCUGAAGGGUCCCAUCAGUAUGAACUCUUAAAACAUGCAGAGGCAACUCUCGGGAGUGGCAAUCUGAGGCAAGCUGUUAUGUUGCCGGAGGGAGAAGACCUCAAUGAGUGGAUCGCUGUUAAUACUGUGGAUUUCUUCAAUCAGAUCAACAUGCUGUAUGGAACCAUUACAGAGUUCUGCACUGAGGCAAGCUGCCCAGUCAUGUCAGCAGGUCCCAGGUAUGAAUACCACUGGGCAGAUGGCACUAAUAUUAAAAAGCCAAUUAAGUGUUCAGCACCAAAAUAUAUUGACUAUUUGAUGACUUGGGUUCAGGAUCAGCUUGAUGAUGAAACUCUUUUUCCUUCUAAGAUUGGUGUCCCAUUUCCCAAAAACUUUAUGUCUGUGGCAAAGACUAUUCUGAAGCGUCUCUUCAGGGUUUAUGCCCAUAUUUACCACCAGCACUUUGACUCCGUGAUGCAGCUGCAAGAGGAGGCCCACCUCAACACCUCCUUUAAGCACUUUAUUUUCUUUGUUCAGGAGUUUAAUCUGAUUGAUAGGCGUGAGUUGGCACCACUUCAGGAACUAAUUGAGAAGCUUGGAUCUAAAGACAGAUAAAUGCUGCUUCUUCUAGAACACAGUUACCCUCUCCCUCUAUCUACUGCUAGCACUCUCUCAUUGCUGUCUGGUAUGGACUAAGUGAUACUGACUACAAGAAACCAGGAUCAAAAGAUCCAUUGCGUCUGAAGAAAAAAUUGUUCCAAAGGUAGGUUGGCCAGAUAGCUUCAGAACAAUCCCAUGACACAGCUAAAUCAGAGGUGCUGUGUGGCCACCCUGUUACUGUUAAUGUCCUUCUUUGUUUUCACCUCAUGACUAACCUGUAGUUUGUUGCUGAGUUUUGUUCAAGAAAAUGAGUUUUUCCGUGGGACAACAUAAUGGACAUUAAGAAUUUUCAGCAGCAACUUAUUAGUGAGCUUCUAGAACAAAUGUCUUAACACAGAUGAGUUUGCUUUGUUUUACAAAUCA